This is a messenger RNA of Stylonychia lemnae, 3933 nucleotides long. The record is from the annotation of a GenBank genome assembly. NCBI's taxonomy places the organism in Eukaryota, Ciliophora, Spirotrichea, Sporadotrichida, Oxytrichidae.
AUGAAGAGUGCCAAGAAAGAGAAUAAGCCUACUUUUACCCAUACUAAACUAAUAUAACAGCAAACUAAGAAUGUGAGCUCUCCACUAUAGAUAUCAAAGAUGAAGACUCUUGACUAGCACCUUAGAGAUUUCCUAUGUCCUAGAUCCCCAUUAUCAACAUCACAUACUCGGAAGGGAAGUUAAGUCUCUCAAAAGAUAUUUAACUAGUUUGAGUAGAUUUCGACAAACCUGACGGUACAGAGUCCGGGGGGCCACUAAUUUACCUUCAACCAGAAUUCACACUAAAACAUUAUUCUUGUAAAUGACUAGAACAGUUAGUAGAAAUCCUGUGAUGAUAAUAGCAACAAUAGCACCAAUGUAGUUGGCAAUAACUAUUUAUUUAAUUCUAAUAAUAGUGCCUCGGGUUUCACUCUUAACACUCCACAGAAUAAUUUAAAAAUCCUUUAUACUAGCAAUCAGAGUUAAAAUUAUCAGCAAAGAAACACAGAUAACUUUCCUAGUCUUGAGGAGUACAACUCUUAAUUAGAUAACUUUGAUCAUUUGAAAAUAGAAGCUGAGGAUACUAGAACAGCCCUAUUUCCUAGUGAUAAUUAAAAUGAGGAUAACUUAUUAAAUGGAUAUGCUUCUCUAAUGUAAAUGAUCCGUUAAGAUACUGGUAGAAAUACUUUAAAUGUGCUAAGCUCCCCUAGAAUAUUUGAUCCUAAAUUCUAAUCUUCAAAUAUGCCUUCAUCUACAAAUGAUUCUAAAUUAGAGGGUGAUAGGACAAUACUUUAGACUUAUGGUUUACUCAAAGAAUAAAUUAACGUGAGUGAUUAAAGUUUCAACCAUCUUUAAAAGGAAAAAGCUAAAAAGAUUUUAGAAAACCUUUGUAAAACCUAGAGACUAAACUUAGAAAUGGAUUAGAAAUAGAUGGACUAUACCAACCUUAAUCAAACUAACGAGAUUAAUUCUCAAAAUUAAAGCAAGGUUGUAGUUGUCAUGGCCUCUCCAGAUAUCAUAAAGGAAGAUGAGAAGAAAGUCUUUGAAUACUAGAAUUAUCCAAAAACUUACAGGGCUACAACUGCUACUACUCAUUCAAUGGGAUUGAAAAGUCAAUACUCUUCACCAACUGGUUCAUUUACAAAAAGACUUUAGAAGCCACUCUUAAACGGCAAUUAUUCUUUGAAGGGAUCAUAACUCUCAUCAGGUCAUAAGAAAUCAUCUCCGAAGCGACAUUAAUUAGCCUCAUCUCAGUCACCUCCAAGAUUUCUGCCUGAUUUUAAAAUUUAUCAUGCUUAAUUACGGGAAAAGGAAUAAUAGAGAAAAAUAAUUUUAGAGAACAGAGAACUCUAAGGCUUUACUGGUAAACCUGAAAUUAAUAAGAAAUCUUAGUCAAUAAAGAGAAAAGUUGAUGAUUUAAUCUAAUGGAAGGAUAAAGUUUAAAGACGCAUAGAUGAGGAGCAUAGUAAGAGAUAACUUUAAGAAUAGGAAUUGCUCUAGCAAUACCAAACAUAAAAAUUUGUAAAUAAAAAAAGCCAUGAAAUGGUGGACAAGCGAGGUAGUAACAGCAAGGAAAAUGUACUUGAUAGACUAAUGAGAGAUGCCUCUAAUAGAAAGAGGAAUAAUUUAUCAAAAUCCAAUUUAAAGUCAUCAGUUGAAAGUAAAAAGAGCAAUAAAUAAUUAGGAUCACCCUUGAGUGAUAGACAAAGUAACAGUAGUAGUUUGUUAUAGUAAUCAUCUCAAAGUUCUGUUUCAAAUCUAAUGGUUAUUAAGAAUAAGCUCAAAGUGUAGACAUAGAGAUCUUAGACAUAAUAAACAAGGGGAGUUAGUCUUAAUACAAUUCAUGAGAAUAGAAAUUAGCUUAUAUCUCCAUCGAUUUCUCAGGAAUAAUAACAAAGAUAUAUGCCAAUGAUGUCAUCGGAAACAGCUGUAUCCCCUAAUUCUUCUACAAAUUAACAUAGCUCUAACUUCUCAUCAUAAGUCAUAUUCUAAGUUAGCAAACAAUAAACCUCAUCUGAAGUCUCUAGCAACUAAAUAACUCUCAGAGCAAACAAAGAUGCUGGAAUACCUAUAAGCAGUGGAGAUACAACAAAAUUAGUUUUGUAAGAAGGUAAAAAAAUAGAUUAUUUGAAGAGAUUCAUGAGUCACAGAGGUAAUUAGGAUAAGGAAAAGCAGCCUCCUACUGAGUCUCUACUUCCAUCACCUUACAGAUCUAGCCAAUAAUCUUAGCAUUAAUCUCAAGCUCAAAUCAUAAUAAGCUCUAAAAAUGAUAAAAAUAUUGAAACCACUAUUGAUAAGGAUUCAGAGUCAAAUGUAAAGCCUAGUGAUACUAGCUCAAAUCAUAAUACCGUAAGCGCAUAAAGAGAAAUGAAAAGUGCUCUUGACAUUUUGAAAAGCAGAAAUAUCAUUAUAUCUAAAUCUAAUAGUAGCUUCAACUCUUAAAGUACAGUCCCUAUCGUAUCAGCCUAGACUCAAGGUAUUGCUAAGCAAAACUCAGGAGUAGUCAAUUCAAAUAUUUACGGAAUAUUGAAUGGAAUUAAUGCUACUAAUGUUAACAGUAACUAUUUCCCAGGAAACCCUAUUUUGCAAAAGCAAAGCUCAGCUUCACAUAAAAAUUUGUUCUUUUAAGAAUCUACUCAAUCCAAUUUAAAUCAAAGAUAGAUGCUGACUUAGUUUUCAAGCCCAAACCUAACUUAGAACAAUAAUCUCAAUCAAAGUCAAAAUCUAUUUCAGACUUAGUAGACUAUGACAUUUCAAAGAACUAAGGAUCAGCAAGAUGCUAUUAUUAAUAAAAUCCUUGACAAUUCUAACAUUAAUUCUGGCAGCGCUUAUAAGAUGAAGAGCCCGAAUAAGAGUAUAGGGCAUGAAAGUAUGAGGAGCUACAUGAGAUAUUCAGAGAGAAAAGAUAGAGCUAAUACAGCCAAUCAAAUGAACACUGAGCAAGUAAUCUCACCUUUUAAGUUGACAGAUACUAUGGAAAACGCAACCCAAUCUCCCUCUAUCUCGAAUCUUUAUCAACCGCAUUCAGAGGAGCAAACUAUGAUGCAGCUGAGGAAUUAAAAUACAAUGACUUCCUAGUAAAAAACCAGAGAGAAUCUACUAUUUCUUGUGGACUAAAACUCCAAGCUUAAAUGUUUGACUAAGCCAGUGAGUCCUUAAAAUUCUAGUAGUCUCACAGGCUCACCAGGCAAUAGUUUUCAUAAUUUAAAAAACUUAAAGUUUAUGGAUAGGAAUAACUAAUGGCUAGAUAUAAAGAAUAAAAAGCUUGAAGAGGCUAAAAAAGUUGAAGACUUAAAGAUGAAUUAGGAUUGUACCUUUAAGCCAGUGCUUAAGGACAAGAGGUAUGAGUCAAAGCACCAAAGCCAGACAUAGAGAGAUAAAUUGUAGAAUAAUUACUCAAGGUCUAAAUCAUUGAAGAUCAGAGAUCAACCAAUGAGUAGCCCUGACAACAGAAUUAACUUCAAGAAAGUUCAAUCACCUUAAAACUCAGACAAAAACUCAUUGGUUUUGUCUCCAGUUUAAUAAAAGCUACCUUAAGAACAAAAAGAAGUGCAAGACUAAUAGGAAUCCUAAGCAAUUAAGAUUCACCAAACAAAGCAGUAGCAAUUCUCAACUACAUAGUCAAUUUUACCAUUGGAAAGUCCACUUGUUAGUUCACCUACAUAUCAAAGCAAUCAAUAAAUAAAUACAUUGACUCUAAAUCUUAGCUCGUCAUCAGAUGAGGAGUAGCUUAUAGAUGACUCUAUCUAAGUUGAAACUAGAUAGCAGACAACUAUUGAUAACAGAACUUUGAAAGAAUUCAGCAUCCCAACAAAGAGACUAUCUUAUGAUAAUGUGAGUAGGUAAAGUAGUAAGUUCGAGUCCUAUAUGAGUGAUGCUGAUGAAUGGAGAUAAUCUAAGGGAGAGCUCAAGAAGGAGAUAAAGGUACAUUUGACUAAGUUUAUUAGGCACUGA